AUGUCUGAGAUUCGAGGCAAUCGCAGCUCAAAGCGCAAGGGCCGCGAUGGCUCCGAUGAUGCAGCACCCCGCAAAAAGCAGCACCGCCCAGCUGCGACCACUCUGGACGACGAUUCUCAGUCCGAAGAUUACGGCAGCGCGAGCGAAAAGAUCACCUCAAGGUCGACCAGCAAAGCCAAGGGAAAAAGCGCGCCGCGCAACGAGAAGGAGUACCCUUCGAUCAAUGAGCUGAAGAAACGCAUUCGGGAUGUUAAGCGCCUUCUGAACAAAGGCACCUUGCCUGCAGAUGCUCGCAUUGUGCAAGAGCGAGCUCUAGCCGGCUACGAGCAGGAUCUCAUGGAUGAAAUAGCCCGACGAGAGCGGUCUUCCAUGAUCAAGAAGUACCACUUCGUCCGCUUUUUAGACCGCAAGACCGCAUCCAAGCAAUUGAGCCGACUUGAACGCCAUGAGAAAGACCAGGAUCUUGACCCAAAGCAAAAGGCUAAUCUUGUCCGCAAAAUUCAUGCUGCCCGCGUCGAUUACAACUACACGAUCUACUACCCCCUCACCGAAAAAUACAUCUCACUAUAUCCGAAGUCCAAGGACGAAGCCUCUAAUGAAGCAGAUGCCAUAUCCGGAUCUGAGUCCGAUUCCAAGGAGCAAAAGAAGACAACCGAUUCAAAGCCCGCUAUUUGGUCUGUUGUUGAGAAAUGUAUGAAAGAAGGAACUCUUGACCUCCUUCGGGAGGGCAAGCUGAACAUUGGUCCAGAUGGGAAACAAACCCAGAGCUCGAGCGACAACGCUGCCACAGACUCACUUCCGGCUGAGAAGAUGUCAAAGAAGGAAGGGAUGACCAAGAAAACCGUGACGUUUUCAGGGAAGGAUAGACGCGCUCCGCGGGAGGACAAGAGAGCUGACCAACCCGUCAAGCCAGCGCGGAAAGAUCACAAACAAGGACGACAAAAGACAUAUGAAGCUCCGGCACCGGAUGACGGGAAUGAAAGUGAUGGUGGGUUCUUUGAGUUUUAA
Penicillium macrosclerotiorum is the source of this 1008-nucleotide messenger RNA. Its product is annotated as Efg1 domain-containing protein. Gene Ontology annotation, cellular component: preribosome, small subunit precursor; nucleolus. The transcript is spliced from 2 exons. Gene Ontology annotation, biological process: maturation of SSU-rRNA from tricistronic rRNA transcript (SSU-rRNA, 5.8S rRNA, LSU-rRNA). NCBI's taxonomy places the organism in Eukaryota, Fungi, Ascomycota, Eurotiomycetes, Eurotiales, Aspergillaceae. The coding region runs from base 1 to 1008 and encodes 335 amino acids. The record is from RefSeq and is a predicted model, not a curated record.